CGCGGGCCACCAGCUCAGCAGGGCUAGGAGCGAGGCUUGCGGAGCAUGGAGCCCGGCCCACGACAGGGUCCGCGAUCCAUCCGGUCCGCGAAGGUGUCCAAGGGAUGAGUAGGUCCCUUUGACCAGGCGGCGCGAGAGGAUGCAUGGCUCCCUUUGUGGAAGGACCUGUUAUGUGUGCCCCUGCCCUGCCGGGGAGCAGAUGGUGCCUCGAACCCAGCCAGAGACCAGCUGAAGACGAUCUCCUCAGAAGCUCUCACCCCAGGACGUCCCGUCUCGGGUCCUGGGCCUACCAUGGCAUUCCGUAGGACUGAGGGUAUGUCCAUGAUCCAGGCUCUGGCUAUGACUGUGGCUGAGAUACCAGUGUUCCUGUACACGACUUUUGGUCAGUCCGCCUUCUCCCAACUGCGGUUGACACCAGGCCUGAGGAAGGUUCUUUUUGCUACAGCCCUUGGGACUGUGGCCCUGGCCCUGGCUGCCCACCAGCUGAAAAGGCGCCGGAGGAAGAAGAAGCAGGUGGGCCCUGAGAUGGGGGGCGAGCAGCUGGGCACGGUGCCCAUGCCCAUCCUCAUGGCCCGCAGGGUCCCUUCGGUGAAGAAAGGCUGCUCCAGCCGGAGGGUCCAGAGUCCCAGCAGCAAAAGCAACGACACUCUGAGUGGCAUCUCCUCCAUUGAGCCCAGCAGGCGCUCAGGGUCCUCCCACAGCCUGGCCUCGAUGGUAGUGGUCAAUUCAUCCAGCCCUACAGCUGCGUGCUCAGGUUCCUGGGAAACCAGAGGGAUGGAGGAGUCUGUGCCCGCCACCGAUGGCAGUGCGGAGAGCCUCUAUGUGCAAGGCAUGGAGCUGUUUGAGGAAGCCCUGCAGAAGUGGGAGCAGGCACUGACUGUGGGUCAGAGAGGGGAUGGAGGCAGCACGCCCACACCUGGGGACAGCUUCCAGAACCCAGACACCGCGUCAGAAGCACUGUCAGAGCCAGAGUCACAGCGAAGGGAAUUUGCAGAGAAGCUGGAGUCCCUGCUGCACCGGGCCUACCACCUGCAGGAAGAGUUCGGCUCCACCCUCCCCUCUGACAGCAUGCUGCUGGACCUUGAGAGGACCCUAAUGCUGCCCCUGACUGAGGGCUCACUGCGACUGCGAGCUGAUGAUGAGGACAGCCUGACCUCAGAAGAGUCCUUUUUCUCAGCCACUGAGCUCUUGGAGUCCCUGCAGGUCGGAGAGUACCCGCUUCCUCUCUCCAGGCCUGCUGCUGCCUACGAGGAGGCUCUGCAGCUGGUGAAGGAAGGGAAAGUCCCCUGCCGCACCCUCAGGACAGAGCUGCUGGGCUGCUACAGUGACCAAGACUUCCUGGCCAAGCUGCAUUGUGUCCGGCAGGCCUUUGAGGGGCUUCUAGAAGAAAGAAACAACCAGGUCUUCUUCGGGGAGGUUGGCCGGCAGAUGGUGACAGGCCUAAUGACCAAGGCUGAGAAGAGUCCCAAAGGCUUCCUGGAGAGCUAUGAGGAGAUGCUGAGCUAUGCCCUGCGGCCUGAGACCUGGGCGACCACCCGGCUGGAGCUGGAGGGCAGAGGGGUGGCCUGCAUGAGCUUCUUCGACAUCGUGCUGGACUUCAUCCUCAUGGAUGCCUUCGAGGACCUAGAGAACCCUCCAUCUUCGGUGCUUGCUGUCCUGCGGAACCGCUGGCUGUCUGACAGCUUCAAGGAAACAGCCCUCGCCACCGCAUGCUGGUCUGUCCUGAAAGCCAAGAGGAGGCUCCUGAUGGUGCCUGACGGCUUCAUCUCCCAUUUCUACUCCGUAUCGGAGCAUGUUAGCCCUGUGCUGGCCUUUGGCUUCCUCGGACCCAAGCCCCAGCUCUCGGAAGUCUGUGCUUUCUUCAAGCACCAGAUUGUGCAAUACCUGAGGGACAUGUUCGACUUGGACAACGUGCGCUACACAUCUGUGCCAGCCCUAGCAGAAGACAUCCUACAGUUGUCCCGGCGCCGCAGCGAGAUUCUACUGGGCUACCUGGGAGCACCGGUAGCUAGUAGCACCGGGCUGAACGGGCCACUGCCUCGAGAGAAUGGGCCCCUGGAAGAGCUACAGUAAUAGGGGACUGGCUGCAGGAGAGGGGUGGCUGUCUGGGCCUCAGUCACAAGGGUGAUGGGAGAGAGAGCUGCCCCACCCUUCCUGUGGGUUGGCAUCCGAGGGUCAGGGUGGCCAAGGGUCAUUGUCCCUGAACUUGCUCUGCCUCCUCAUCUGGGAAUUCCCAACACCCAGAGGACAAAUUUCCAUGGAGAGGAACCACUAGGAGCACUGGAUAGCAGCUGCCCUUGGGAUUCCCUGAGCAGCAGAGGCAGGCCAGAGUCAGCAGGGACUGACCAGGGGCAGGCAGCCAGCGAGAAAGGGGUGGUAGAGAAGAGCUGAGUAUGGACCCCAGAACCCGAAUCCCUCUGCUGCUGACAGGGUAAGAAGGUGACGGUUGAGGGAUAGAACAUGCAGGGCUAGGUGGUGACAGUCUCAGGGUCCUGCAGUAGCAGCCACCUAUAGCUACCUAGCCCCAGCACCUAGGCUUCCGGCCAGUAUGGAAAGGCCCAUCUGGGCCAUCCAGAGGUGGGCUUGGCCCACGUGUGCUCACAUCUGAGCAGGGACCAGCCCCUCACAAACCCAGGACACUGUCCUUCCACAUGCCCACGUCCGGCCAAAGAUGGGGGAGGCAGGACUGGCCGCUCUCUGCUCCCUGGUGAGCCCGCAGCUCCUGGACAGUGCUAGGCUCCAGCCAGAGCUCACAAAGGCCCAGCUCCUGAUCCAAGAGUGAGGAUCUCGGAACCAUGGCUGGGUGGGCAGAGGCUGCACGGCAGGGCAGCUCCCUCCCCUUUCUGACGGGAAGCUGGACGGCAGGCACUUCACCUUCAACUCCAUGCACACGUGCUUUGGGGCUGCAGACACUCCCAGUCCUGCUGACAUCCCCGGUCCUGGAGUUCCGGUCCUGCAGGAGUCCCAGCAGCCCUUUUGCCUGAGCUGGGAAGAUUUUAUUUAUUGCCUUAAUACUUUAUUUGGCUGUUCCGUCCCUUCCAGGCUGUGACAUGCACAGGAUCUGGAGCUGAGCACUGGCUCCAGGGAACCAAGUCCCUUUUCCUGGAAGGGCAAAGGGUUCCCCAGGGUCAGCAGGAUGCAGUGAAGAGAGGGUGGCCAUGGCUCUGGGUCCUCUCUGAGGCCUGCGCUCAGAAGGGAACAGCCCUCAUGCACUGUCUUGACAUUCCAUUCAUUUGCACUUCCCUGAGCUGUGAAUGUAACCCUGGCCACAGCCUGCUCUCACCUGCCCCAUGCCCAUACAGCUGUGGCCUUUCAUUUUGUCCUGUCUGUGUCCACACCCCGCCCACUCGCACUCAACCUGCAGGGGUAGAGCGUGAGUGUAAGGCCUGUGAGUCAGAUAAAGCAUCGAAGCGAC
Messenger RNA from Apodemus sylvaticus (European woodmouse), 3415 nucleotides. It is a transcript of the gene Miga2, whose product is annotated as mitoguardin 2. The record is from RefSeq and is a predicted model, not a curated record. Gene Ontology annotation, biological process: mitochondrial fusion. Lineage: Eukaryota; Metazoa; Chordata; Mammalia; Rodentia; Muridae. The transcript has 16 exons. Bases 292 to 2073 code for a protein of 593 amino acids.